AUGAAGCCGCGAAGCGCUGGCAAUAACCCUGAAGCUCUGUCCGCCCCGAACGCACGCGCGCAUGCGGAGGCCUCACGGGCGGAACCUGAGAGCGAAGGUGGAUAUUCCGAGGGCGCCUACGCGUCGCUUCGAGACGAAGGCGAGAGUGGCGAGGACAAGGCCUCGCUGCGAGAAACGAACGCGGGGCAAGGCACGCUAAAGCUUCCCCCUCGCGGAACCCUUGGAGAGAAACCGUCGAAUCCAGAAGCGUUUCCUGCUCCUCCCGUUCCUUCUUCGUCUUCCACUUCUGUCUCGUCUUCGCUCGCUGCUUCUUCUCUUCCGCCUUCGGCCUCGCUGUCUGUGCGGCCGGUCUCAGUGCGGCCUGCAGACCCCCCAGCGACUGCAUGCAGCAAGUCUUCAGCUCGGCCCCCGGCGAGGGUGUCCCGCCGUCGCGGAGACAACCCGCAGUCUCGGCGGCCGUCGCAUGCACAUGCGCCUCCUCCACCUCGGGGUGGUCGCAGGCGACUCCGCAGGGAUACAGACGAGGCAAGAUACAUUCGGCUGUCUCGCGAGGGUUCGCUCGCUCGGUUCAGCAGUUCGCUGCGUCUGGGGCUUCUGCGGAGUGGUCUGCCGGUGAAGAUUGCGCUGGAAUCUUCCGAGGUUGCCUCUCUGCAGCUGCCUGCGCCGCUCUUUCUCUUUCUCCCUCGGUCCUCGUACCUUCCGCAGAUCGUGAGCGAAUGCGUCAGUCGCUUUCGCUUCUUUCUCCGCCCCACACAGAGCCCCGGAGUCCCUGGCCCCGCGCGGGCGCCAUCGCCCUGCUUCUCCUUUCUGGGCUCUCCACUGGACUGGAGACUGCCGCUGGGUGUCUCCUUCGACCUCUUCACAGCGUGUCAGCUGUCGCCUGCGGGGCCUAGUUCGCCCUGGCUGGGCGCCCAGGGAGACAGUCUCUCCCGAGGCGCAAGGAGACAGGCCGCAGACGCCAGAGACGCCGGGAGCGAAGGCGCAGGGGGAGAACCUUCUGGCCGCUCGGCGGGGCUCGCCAACGCGAGAGGGGCAAACGGGGAAGGCAAGGGCGGGAGGCCGCGCGACUUGAGGACGAGGCAGGGGACCGGACGACCGUCUCUGCGAAGGAACAGAGGGAAUUCGACCGAGACGGAGGCAGGAGAACUGAUCGCUGUGUGCCCGCCGGAAGCGUGUGGGGCGUCGGUCCCCCUUCCCUGGCCCCUAACGUUUCACUUCCACUCCUCGCCCGCCACUCUCUCUCGGCCCCCCAUCGCGCUUCCAGCCGCUCGCAGCUUGCACGGCGACGCAGGCGAACGCGAGACGAGGGCCGGAAGCGAGUCCGCAAGUGCUUCGCGACCGAACGCGAGUUCGGCGUCGCAAAGCGAACAGGUCAAAGGCGGAGGCGGCUUCGUGGACCGAAGCGAAGAAGAGAAAGGGGGCGGAGCUGCUGGCCAUGCAGCGGAGCGCGGCCCGACCCCGUCUCUUCUUCUGCCUCCAGCGGCGACGCCUUACGAAGGGUGGGCUGCGUUCGAGUCUCUGUUCCUCAACAACCUGCGCCAGGCGUCCUACUUGCUUACGGGGUCGGCCGCGGCCUUCCAUCACCUCUCAAAGGCAGACGAACUCGCGCUUCUCGCCGCCUUUCGAACUGCCGACUUGGCUGCGUAUCUCGAGGCCGUCGCACCUCUGGAGGGGGGUGAGCCGGAGCGCCGCCCCGGGCACCCUGGCCCGCGCGCGAGAUCCCGGGCGGCGCGAGGUUGGGCUCCACCUGUGGACGGAGUGGGAGACUGGUGGCGAGAAGGCAGAACGAAGGCCUGCAGACCCGACCAGGGCACAGUUCACCGGCUUCCUGUGCGUUUGCACUUUGUCACCCGAGGCGUCCUGGGACGAAGGGAGACGGAGAGUGGAGACGCGGCUCGGGGCGCGGAAGAAGCGGAGGAAAGUGGUGGCGAAGGAAGGCGAUGGGGGCGUGCGUCGACGCAAACGUUGGGCUCAAAGAAACAGGCAGUGCCUUUGCUGAUGUCGAUGCUCACGGCGGUGCCGGUCUUCUCCGCAGCUGAGACAGAGGCCAGCGCCCGCGUGCAUGCGCGAGGCCUGGCAGGUUCAGGUGGGGGCGAUGGAAAGAGCGACGACGGCUCUGGGGACGGGGCUGCCGCGGGGCUGUGUGAAAGUGACUCUGGGCGGCUGUCGUCUCGAUCUGAAGGAGAAAGGAAAGGAGGUCGGGAGACAACGCAUGCAGAAGACAGACCGCGGAGUCAGAGCACCAGCGAGACAGAUCCGCUUCCGUCCGGGAACUCUGCUCCUUCGAAACGAGAUGACAUCGCGAGCGCCUUCCCAGGCUCGGCGCGCCGUGCACGCAGCGCGGAUUCCGAGGCAGGCGCGUUCUACACUCUCGGUGACCUCCUUCACUCGACGUUGCAGCAACUGUUUCCCAGGAAGACUUGGCGCCGAGUGCGGACUGGAGCCGGGCGCACGCGCCUGGACUCCGGGUCCGUGGCGGCAACGCGAAGGCAGGCACACGACCCCCCAAUGGAGGGGCGAGGAGACAGAACGCGCGUUCUCGCGGCGUCGCUUCCGUCUUCCAGAGUGGGAGGCAGGGAAGACGAAGGACAGAAAAGAGAGAGCGCCGAGGAAGGCUGGUUCUCUGGCAGUGAAGAAGGCGACGCUUCCGACAGGAGCGAGGACUGCGAUCUCUCCACCGCGUCGGACGACGACUGGGAGGAUGACAGCGAGGGGCUGAGCACAGAGGGGGAGAUUGUCUCCGUUCGACCGCUGUAUCGCUCUCGAGGCUGUCGCGUCCUCGUUCAAGGCGUUGAACCGUUGCUCGAGACGCCGCUCUAUUGGCUCUGGAAAAAUGCGUCGUGUAUGGAUUUGUUUCUUCAUGUCGUUGUUGUGCUUCCUCCCACUGUCACCCCUCGCCUCAUUUGCGACACUCCCGCGUAA
This is a messenger RNA of Neospora caninum, 2922 nucleotides long. RefSeq names its product putative autophagy protein. Gene Ontology annotation, biological process: autophagosome assembly; autophagy of mitochondrion; cellular response to nitrogen starvation. The transcript has a single exon. Gene Ontology annotation, cellular component: phagophore assembly site membrane; Atg12-Atg5-Atg16 complex; cytoplasm. Lineage: Eukaryota; Apicomplexa; Conoidasida; Eucoccidiorida; Sarcocystidae. Bases 1 to 2922 code for a protein of 973 amino acids. The record is from RefSeq and is a predicted model, not a curated record.